Messenger RNA from Punctularia strigosozonata HHB-11173 SS5, 267 nucleotides. Its product is annotated as fungal hydrophobin. Lineage: Eukaryota; Fungi; Basidiomycota; Agaricomycetes; Corticiales; Punctulariaceae. The record is from RefSeq and is a predicted model, not a curated record. Gene Ontology annotation, molecular function: structural constituent of cell wall. Gene Ontology annotation, cellular component: fungal-type cell wall. The annotation marks the transcript as partial. The transcript has 3 exons.
CCAACCCCGACUACAGUCAGUCAGUGCAACACCGGCUCCCUGCAGUGCUGCAACUCCGUUGAGAGCGCGUCCUCCGCGUCGGCGAGCCUGCUCCUCGGGCUCCUCGGCAUUGUUCUUGACGCCGUGGACGUCCUCAUUGGUGUCACUUGCAGCCCCAUCUCCGUCAUCGGCCUGGGCGGUAGCAGCUGCAGCGCCAACCCCGUAUGCUGCGAGAACAAUUCCUUCGGUGGCUUGAUCUCCAUUGGCUGCGUCCCCAUCACCUUGUAG